CUGACGUUGUCAAUUUGUUUUUGAAGAUCUCUCAUCUCGUGGUGCGAAACAGUUUCAGAAAUUAAAUACCUACUUAUAGUUAUUAAGACAAUAAUAAAAACUUGAUAAUCGUUGUUAUUAUAUAUUUCUUUUUUCAAUCAUUAUGGCUUUAUUUUGCUGCACCAGGUUAGCAAGUAGCUCAAUGUUAGGCAAUUUAGCAAAGUUUCGCACCCCUUUAGGCAUGUCAUACGCUCAGGCUGCGUCAAUACCUAAAAUAACUUUUAAGAAAUUCGAACCACCGAAGGAAGAACAUUACGAUAUACGAAACGAACGUAUGAACAGACCGUUAUCUCCUCAUCUUACCAUCUAUAAGUUUCAAUUGACUAGUAUUUUGUCAAUUACUCAUAGAGCUGCAGGUAUGAUUCUUACUGGAUAUGCAACUGCUUUGGGUAUGGGAGCUCUUAUGCUACCGAAUGAUAUAUCACAUUAUAUUACAAUGAUUGAAGGCCUUAACUUAUCACCUGCCACUAUUUUUCUUGCAAAAGUAGUCAUCGCUGCUCCAUUUGGAUAUCAUUUUGCAAAUGGAAUUAGACAUCUUUACUGGGAUACUGCUAAAGGAUUGACAAUUAAGGAAGUUUAUGCUACUGGAUACUCAAUGUUAGCAGGAACAAUUGCCAUUACUCUAUUCCUCGCUGCGUUAUAAAUAAAUGAUUAAAUAGUAAAAAUAGUUGUUGAAUAAUUUGGUAUUAUUUAUUUGUUCUCAUAAGUUAUGCAAUAAAUUUUAAUCAGUUAAAUUUA
Nymphalis io (European peacock) is the source of this 777-nucleotide messenger RNA. Its product is annotated as succinate dehydrogenase cytochrome b560 subunit, mitochondrial-like. The record is from RefSeq and is a predicted model, not a curated record. Gene Ontology annotation, molecular function: electron transfer activity; succinate dehydrogenase activity. Gene Ontology annotation, biological process: tricarboxylic acid cycle; mitochondrial electron transport, succinate to ubiquinone. The coding region runs from base 143 to 682 and encodes 179 amino acids. The transcript is spliced from 3 exons. Gene Ontology annotation, cellular component: membrane. NCBI's taxonomy places the organism in Eukaryota, Metazoa, Arthropoda, Insecta, Lepidoptera, Nymphalidae.